UUGACUCCUAAUAAGACAUAUCGUGUGGAGUCACUCUGCACAUGCUCAAAUUUGUUUUUAUCUUGGGAGAGUCCAUGUGAUCAGCACAGGGCCAAUCAUCACUGUCCAGACAGAGGUCACAGGUUCUGCAUCCUCAUAGAGCAGAAUGAAAACUCCUCCUACAAGCUUUAAACAGUGUUCUGCUGGACACUGAUUGUAGUCACAAGACUGCUCUAACUGCUUAUGAGAAAAGGUAUUUAGCAGUUUAUAUCUACUAA
Molecule: messenger RNA, 257 nt
Organism: Staurois parvus
Lineage: Eukaryota; Metazoa; Chordata; Amphibia; Anura; Ranidae
Source: the annotation of a GenBank genome assembly